This is a messenger RNA of Melanotaenia boesemani (Boeseman's rainbowfish), 9470 nucleotides long. RefSeq names its product FRAS1 related extracellular matrix 2b (gene frem2b). Lineage: Eukaryota; Metazoa; Chordata; Actinopteri; Atheriniformes; Melanotaeniidae. Bases 1 to 9345 code for a protein of 3114 amino acids. The record is from RefSeq and is a predicted model, not a curated record. Gene Ontology annotation, cellular component: membrane. Gene Ontology annotation, biological process: cell communication. The transcript has 24 exons.
AUGGCUUUGAUUAUUUUCGCGCAUCUGCACGGGACCACCACUGCCUUGAUUCUCCUUGCAGUUAUCCUGACAGGUGAUGCAGUUGCACAGGUUUUUGACAGCUAUGGAUUAUCAUACGCCUUGAGGUCUGAGCUUUCAGAAGAUACGAUAUUGGUUGCUAAUAAUGGGAUCCGUGUGCCUUUCGGGAGAUCAGCUUUUAUUGAUCCCAUUAACGAUUUGGUUAUCCAAGUUCAACCCGGUGACAGAUGCAGCAUAACAGUUUUGGAUAAUGAUCCCUUGUCUCAAAGGCCUGGACGACUGUCGCCGAAAAAGUUUUCGUGUGAAUUUGGCCCCAACGACGUGAAAUAUUCUCACUUUGGCUCCAGGAGUCCUCCGAGGGACCGAGUGAGGUUACAGCUCAGGUAUGACACCCAAACGGAUACAAUUAUAAUACCAUUCAUGAUGGAAGUGGAAGUUGUUUUUACACAGCUGGAAGUGCUAACCAAAAAUAUGCCACUUACUGUUGAUAAAUUGCUCGGCACAAGUAAUCCCAUCGAUGGAAGAAUUUUAGAAUUUACCUUUGACAGAAGUGCACAACAGUGCAAAAUAGCUUCACUCUCCAGUGGUAACGUGCUUCCCAGGUAUGGAAGACUUGUGGACGAGGACAGCCUCGGAACAAUGCUGGACUGUGAUGAAUUUAUUAAAAUGAACACCCGUUAUCAGCACACUUUUUCUUUGAAGUCUCCAAACAGAGAUUACAUUCCUAUGCUUGUUGAAUUGCAUGAUAAAGAAGGAAAUUUGCUCAAGCAGGAGUUCUUCCAGAUUUUGGUGAGAAUAAAAGAUGGAGAGGACAAUACUCCCCCUAAGCCCAGCUUUACUGCUAUGAUGAUGAUGGAAGUAGACCAGUUUGUAAUGACAGCAAUAACCAUGGAUAUGUUGGCUGCAGAGGAUGUGGAAUCUAAUCCUGACGAAUUAAUUUUCAACAUCACAUCCCCUCUGUCCUUUGAGGAGGGCUACAUAGUCAGCACGGAUGACAGAAAUUUACCAAUAACCUCAUUUUACCAAGGAGACCUCAAAGAAUUGAAAAUCGCAUAUAAACCCCCAGCUGUGGAUUCAGACACUGACAGGAUUUUCCAGAUUGAGUUUGAGGUUGUGGACACAGAGGGGGCUGUAUCAGAGCCCUUUGCUUUCAUGAUUGUUGUUAAGCCCAUGAACACGUUGGCCCCGGUGGUCACAAGGAAUACUGGACAGUUACUGUAUGAAGGUCAGUCUAGGCCUUUGUCUAGUUCACAGAAUCUGGAAAUCAGUGAUGAGGACAAUUUAGAUAAUGUCAAAAUUACUGUUAUUGAUGGACUGAGGCAUGGAGAGUUAACAGCUAUGGGCUCAAGGAGGAAAUUUUUCACCCCAGCUGACCUUGAUGCUGGAGUAGUCAUUUAUCAGCAUGAUGGUAGCGAUACGUAUAGUGAUAAUAUUAUUUUCAAAAUGACAGAUGGCACAAAUGAAGUGGAGUUUCUGUUUCCCAUCACUGUUGUGCCAACAGAUGACGAGCCUCCUAUAAUCAAUGCAAACACUGGUUUGGUUUUAUUCAAAAACCAAAUGAUGCCAAUCUCCUCACUUAUGCUCAGUGCAGCUGAUAUUGACUCUGAAGAUUCUACAAUAAAAUUCACAUUAGAGUCUCCCUUGUCAACAGUGGGCCAGGUUAUGCUGCGUCAGUCUGAGGCACCAGAGGACCCAUCUACAUGGAAGUUUAAUACAGAUGAUGAAAUGUAUGAGAAAGUUGUAACCGAAUGGUUGCAGCAGGAUAUUACUGAUGGGAAACUGUUCUACAAGCACAUAGGGCCCCACAGCACCAGUACAGUCAUGGAUCAGUUUGUGUUUAGAGUACAAGAUGACAACGACCCACCAAAUCAGUCAGGCAAGAGUUCAUUCAUAAUCAAAAUCCACCCUAUCGAUGACCUCCCUCCUGAGCUGUACCCUGGCACAACCUUACAAAUGACCGUACAUGAGUAUCAGGUCACUCACUUUCGAAAGAAAUUCCUCCGUUACACUGACCUAGACUCGGAGGAUCGGGAUCUCAAAUACACAAUCAUCCAACCACCAACAGACACAGAUGAGAAUAACCCUGUUGUGUUGGGAGCACUGGUACUAACUGAAAAUCCAAACACAGUAGUCACAACUUUCACUCAGGCACAAAUUAACCACCACAAAAUAGCUUACAAACCACCUGAUCUUGAGCUUGGAAUUACCACACGUGUUUUACAGUUUAGGUAUGCUGUGGAGGAUGUGUCCAGAAAUAGUGUAGAAGGAUUUUUCACUAUAUUUCUAAAGCCUGUGGACAACAAACCACCUCAAAUAACGAACUCUGGCUUUACUGUGAUGGAGCAUGGAAGACAUAUCCUUACAAGAGCUGAGCUGGAUACCUUAGACACAGACACGGACAGCAACAAGAUUACCUUCACUGUUACCCAGCCUCCACUACAUGGUCAGAUCCAGUUUACAUUCACUGACAUGACAAAAGGAGAUACUUUCCGUGUAGAGGAUAUUGGAAAUGGUAUGAUUUCAUAUGUCCACAAUGGAGAUGAAUCAACAGUGGAUUUAAUACAUAUAGAUGUCAGUGAUGGGGUGCACAUUGUUCCAAUAACUAUAAAGAUUACAGUGAAGCCAAUUGAUGAUGAGACUCCAACUAUUAGUCUUCCAGCUGGCACAAUAGGCUCCUACAUAGAUGUUUUGGAAAAUGGAGCCACAGAAAUCACAAGUAAUGUCAUCCAGGGAAGAGAUGAAGACACUGAUGACCUCCGUUUGACCUUUAUUGUUGAGGACAAGCCAUCAUUUGGUGAAAUCCUGGUGAAAGGGGUUCCAUCAAGCACAUUCACUCAAGCUGAUAUCAUUAACGGCUUUGUGGUCUAUGCUCAUACCAGUGGGGAGAUUGGCUUGAACACAAAGGAGGACUAUUUCAAUCUCACUUUGACAGAUAUGUCUGAUGAGUGGACUGUAGGAGGAAAUAAAAUCACAGGUGUGAGAGUGCAUGUAACGAUUCUUCCUCUGGACAGCCAGGCUCCAGAGGUCUUUGUGGGGCCACAGUUCACUGUUACUGAAGGAGAGAAGAAUGUCAUUCAGAUUCUUCACAUAAGCGCUGAUGAUGUUGACACCCCCAGUGAUGAUCUCCUUUGUACGAUUAUUGUACAGCCAACUUCAGGUUAUGUGGAAAAUAUCUCUCCUGCUCCAGGUUCAGAAAAAUCUAGGUCCGGAACAGCUAUUAGUGCUUUCACCAUCAAGGACAUCAGACAGAAUCACAUUUACUAUGUUCAAAGCAUUCACAAAGGAGUCGAGCCAGUGGAGGACAGGUUUACCUUCAGAUGCUCUGAUGGCAUCAAUUUCUCUGAAAGGCACUUUUUUCCCAUCUCCAUAAUCCCCACUAAUGAUGAAAAGCCAGAGAUUUACAUAAGAGAGUUUGUAGUUAUGGAGGGCAUGAACAUAGUUAUUGAUACUCCUAUUUUGAAUGGAGCUGAUGCAGAUCUCCCUUCUGAUCACCUCGCAUUCUUCAUUAUCAAACCCCCCAGACACGGAUUUAUUCUCAAUCAGCUCACUACUGGCACUCUCCCUGUGUCUAACUUCACCUUGGAUCAGAUCAGGGAGGCCUCCAGUAUAGUGUAUGAGCACGACGACUCAGAAACCACAGAGGACAGCUUUGACAUUCUUCUCACAGAUGGAAAGUUCAGUGUAGAGAAAACUGUGAUAGUUAUGAUUAUCCCUGUGGAUGAUGAAACCCCGAGGAUGGCUAUCAACGAUGGCCUUGAAAUUGAGAUAGGUGAUGUUAAGACAAUUAACAGCAAUGUUUUAAAAGCUACUGAUGUGGAUUCUGAGGAUAGCACACUAACUUACAUAAUUAAAUAUGGACCUGGUCAGGGAUAUUUGCAAAGAAUAAUGCCAUUUGGGACAUUUCAAAAUAUCACUGUUGGGAUGAAUUUUACUCAGAGUGAGGUAGAUCAGGGUUUGAUUGUGUACACUCAUAAUGGUCAAGAGGGAGUUCGAGACCUCAUUAAAUUUGAUGUGACAGACGGCAUCAACCCUUUAAUUGACAGAUAUUUCUAUGUUACAAUUGGUGGCAUUGACAUGGUUUUCCCUGAUGUGAUUAGCAAAGGUGUAUCUCUUAAAGAGGGUGGAAGAGUUACUUUGACAACUGAUCUUCUCAGUACUAGUGACCUUAACAGCCCAGAUGAACACUUAGUUUUCACAAUCACCCGUGCUCCAAUGAGAGGACAUCUGGAAUGCACAGACACCCCUGGGAUGCCCAUCUCAUCCUUUACGCAGCUUCAGCUGGCUGGUAAUAAAAUUUUUUACAUCCAUACUGCUGACGAUGAGGUGAAAAUGGAUAGCUUUGAAUUUGAAGUGACUGACGGCUACAACCCAGUCUUCCGCACUUUCCGCAUAUCCAUUGCUGAUGUGGACAAUAAAAAGCCUGUAGUGACAAUACACAGCCUGGUGGUGACUGAGGGAGAAAACAAACUCAUCACACCUUUCGAGCUAACAGUUGAAGACAGAGACACUGUUGACCCCUUUUUAAAAUUCACAGUUACUCAAAUUCCAGUUCAUGGACGCCUGCUCUUUAAUAACACCCAGCCUGUCACCUCUUUUACGAAACAGGACCUUAAUGAGAACUUAAUCAGCUACAAACACGAUGGCACAGAGAGUGCAGAGGACAGUUUCUCCUUCACUGUCACUGAUGGCACCCACACAGACUUCUAUGUUUUCCCUGACACAGUGUUUGAGACUCGAAAGCCCCAAGUGAUGAAGAUUUCUGUUCUGUCUGUGGAUAAUGGGGUACCACAGAUUGUGGUGAACAAAGGUGCCCCAACAUUGCGGGUUUUGGAGACAAGUCACCUGGGGUUUGUCAUCACAAGUAAGACCCUAAAAGCAGAGGACAGAGACAGCCCCCAGGAUUCUGUGAUUUUUGGAAUUACGGUAGCCCCGGAACAUGGUUACCUGAUAAACCUCGGCAAAGGAAAUGCUACUAUCACCAGCUUCACACAAGCUGAAAUUGAUGAUAUGAGCAUAUGCUAUGUUCUGAGGGAUGGUGAGAGGGCCACAAGUGACAUCUUUCAUUUCUCCAUUGAGGACAGUGGAGGCAACAAACUUAGAAACCAACAGUUUCGACUAAACUGGGCUUGGAUAUCUCUGGAAAAGGAACACUAUGUGGUGGACGAGGAUGCGAAGUUCCUGGAGGUGGUCCUUAAACGUCGUGGCUACCUGGGGGAGACUUCUUUUGUUAGUAUUGGCACAAAGGAUGGUAGUGCCGAAAAGGACAAAGAUUUCCGCGGGAAGUCUCAGAAACAGGUGCAGUUCAACCCAGGCCAGACCACAGCCACCUGGAAGGUCAGAAUCCUGUCAGACAGCGAGUAUGAAGUGUCAGAGACAUUCCAGAUUGUGCUGUCUGAGCCAGUGAUGGCAGCACUUGAAUUCCCAGAGGUUGCUACUGUGGAGAUCCUGGACCCAGAUGACGAAUCAACAGUCUUUAUACCCUCAGCUGUGUACAACAUAGAGGAGGACAUCGGCGAGCUGCUCAUCCCUGUAAGCAGAAGUGGAGAUGUCAGUCAAGAGCUCAUGGUCAUAUGCUACACACAGCAAGUAUCGGCCACAGGCACUGUCCCCACCACAGUCCUGUCCUACUCCGAUUAUAUCUCCAGGCCUGAGGACCAUCACAGCAUCCUGCGCUUUGACAAAGGGGAGAUAGAGAAAUCCUGCCGGGUGGUGAUCAUUGAUGACUCCUUGUACGAAGAUGAGGAAAGUUUCAAUGUCACCCUCAGCAUGCCCAUGGGGGGCCGCCUGGGCUCAGAAUUCUCUACAGCCAGAAUCAUAAUCAUUCCGGAUAUGGAUGACGAUCCUGUUUUCUACUUUGACAACACAGAAUAUCAUGUGGACGAGAGUGAUGGCUUUGUGGAAGUGAAGGUUUGGAGGACAGGAACUGAUCUUUCCAAAGGAGGAACUGUCACAGUGCGCUCUAAAAAGACAGAUCCUGUCUCAGCUGAGGCUGGUGUGGAUUAUGUGGGGAUCAGCCGGAAUCUGGACUUUGCACCAGGGGUCACUAUGCAAACGUUUCGCGUGACCAUCCUGGAUGAUCUUGGUCAGCCAGUACUGGAGGGUCCAGAGAAGUUUGAACUAGUACUACGAAUGCCUAUGAAUGGGAUCCUUGGAGAGCCAAGCAAAACUGCCAUCCUCAUCAAUGACUCGGUCUCUGACUUGCCAAAGGUGCAGUUCCGUGAUUCUGUGUAUGUGGGCAAUGAAAACUCAGGAGAGAUCUCAGCUAGUGUUUACCGUAGUGGCGAUAUCAGCUAUAAGUCUACAGUGCGCUGUUACAGCAGGCAGAGUACAGCCCAAGUCAUGAUGGAUUUCACUGAGAGGCCCAACACAGAUGCCUCCAUCAUUACCUUCUUGCCAGGAGAGGUUGAAAAACCUUGUGUACUGGUGCUGGUUGAUGACUCAGAACAUGAGGAGGAAGAAGAGCUUCGUCUUGUGUUGGGAAGCCCGAAGAGUGAAUCCCCAUUUGGAGCAUCUGUUGGAAAGCAGAAUGAAACACUCAUUAAGAUAAAAGAUGAUGCAGACAGACCUGUUAUUAGUUUUGGAAAGCCUAGAUUCAAUGUUAAUGAACCAAAGGAAAGCGGGGAAGUCUUUGUGGUGAAGAUUCCAAUAUUACGUGUUGGAGACACCUCCAAGGUCUCUAUUGUUCGAGUUCAUACCAAAGAUGGCUCUGCCACCUCUGGAGAGGACUACCAUCCCAUAUCUGAAGAAAUUGUGUUCAAACAGGGUGACACAGAACAUUAUGUAGAAGUGGAAAUUUUAUAUGACGGUGUCAGAGAAAUGAGAGAAGCCUUCACUGUCCACCUGAAGCCUGAUGAAAACAUGGUGGCAGAAAUAAAGGUGAACAAAGCCAUCAUUUAUAUUGAGGAAACCAACAGCAUGGCAGAUGUGACAUUUCCCUCGGUGCCCAGGGUGGUUUCUUUGUUUCAUUAUGAUGACAUCGACAGAGCCAGGGACUCUCUGCCUGUGGCUGGAUACCCUGUCAUUUGUGUCACUGCUUGUAACCCUAAAUAUCCAGACUAUGACAAAACAGGCUCCAUCUGUGUAAGCGAGAACAUCAACAACACACUUACUCGAUAUCGUUGGCUUGUUAGUGCCCCCACUGGCCCAAAUGGUGUCACCAGCCCAAUGAGAGAAAUUGACUUUGACACUUUCUUCACCUCCUCAAAACUCAUAACUUUGGACUCAGUCUAUUUCCAGUCUGGCUCCAGAGUCCAGUGUGCUGCAAGGGCUGUGAACUCUAAUGGGGAUGAAGGUCUAGAACUUACUAGCCCCAUAGUGUCAAUCAGCACAGAUGAGGGAAUGUGUCAGCCUCGUGUUGCAGGCACAGUGGGGGCCGAGCCCUUCUCUGCCAAGCUGCGAUACAGUGGAACAGAGGACACAGACCACCCCAACCUCAUCAAAUUAAUUGUCACUAUGCCUCAUAUUGAUGGAAUGUUGCCUGUAGUGUCUACACGACCCUUGUCUAACUUUGAACUCACACUGAGCCCUGACGGCACCCGUGUUGGCCAUCAUCGCUGCUCCAAUUUGUUAGACUACACCGAGGUCAAGACUCAUUAUGGUUUUCUUACUGAAGCCACAAAGAAUCCUGAAGUCAUCGGCGAGACUGCGCCUUACCAAUAUAGCACAUCCCUCAGGGGAUCUAAUGCAUUACGAUUCUAUAGAAACCUCAACUUGGAAGCUUGUUUGUGGGAAUUCACAAGCUACUAUGACAUGUCUGAGCUGCUCAGUGACUGUGGAGGCACCAUCGGUACUGAUGGACAGGUUCUGAAUCUCAUCCAAUCGUUUGUGACCCUUCGAGUCCCUCUACACGUGUCAUACGUCUUUCACUCCCCUGUGGGAGCAGGAGGAUGGCAGCACUUUGACUUACAGUCAGAACUGAGGCUCACUUUUGUGUACGACACCGCCAUCUUGUGGAGGGAUGGUAUUGGUAGCCCACCAGAGGGUGAACUACAAGGUUCCCUUUACCCAACCAGCAUGCGUAUCAACGGCAAGGGUCAGCUAGUAGUCAACUUCCGCACCGAGGCUCGAUUUAGAGGCUUGUUUGUGUUCGCACACUCAGCUUCAUCCCUCACCUCCAUGGUUAUGUGUCCGGACCAUCCUGGAUUGACCUUUAACCUCAGCCUUGUGAGAAGUGAGCCGACCUACAACCAACCAGUCCAACAAUGGAACUUCAUUUCUGAUUUUGCUGUGCGUGACUAUUCUGGGUUGUAUACAGUGAGGCUGAUCCCCUGUACUUCCCCUCCAAGUCUGGAGUACACCAUCCCCCCUGUUUGUAAUCCUAGAGAGCCUCUCACCUUUGACCUGGAUAUCCGCUUUCAGCAGGUUAGCGACCCAGUAGCUGCUGAGUUCAGUCUGAACACACAGAUGAUUUUACUCUCCAAAAGGACACUUUGGCUCUCAGACGGCUCCAUGGGCUUUGGACAGGACAGUGACACUGCUUUCUCACAAGGGGAUAUAGUUUAUGGCAGAGUGAUGGUGGAUCCAGUGCAGAACUUGGGCGAUUCUUUUAUAUGCAACAUAGAAAAGGUGUUUCUGUGUACUGGAGCUGAUGGAUACGUCCCCAAAUACAACCCUAGCAACUUUGAGUUUGGCUGUUUGGCUGAUGCUCCAUCACUACUCUAUAGAUUCAAGAUUAUUGAUAAAGCCCAGCCAGAAACCCAGGCUCGCUCAUUUGGAAAUGUAGCCUUUAAUGCCUUCCUGGCAGUGGAUGAUCCCAAUGCUUUAGUUUUGGUGAGACAACCUGGAUCAGAUGGUUUCAGAAUGGAUUCUGCAGCUCUCUUCCAGGUGGCUGCAGGGAGAGAGUGGUACAUACACACCAUCUACACUGUCCGUUCCAAGGACAAUGCUAACCGUGGCAUUGGGAAGAGAAGCCUGGAAUAUCAUGUGAUAAGCCAACAAACAGAUUCUCCGACAAAGAGUCAAACUCGUGCCAGAAGAUCAGCCAAUGAUGUGCCAGACAUAAUAGAGGAGAUUGGGGUGAGCAAUAACCGUGGCACCAACAUUCUGCACAUCGCACUGGACCAAAGCAGCCAGCGCAAAACAAGUCCAGAGAGGGAGAUCUUCACCAAAGGAAACAUCCCUCACAAGCUCAACCAGAGAGACAGUGAUGACAACCUUGUGUUGAUCAUAGGGAUCUUUGUUGGAUUGCUCCUCACGGUGCUUCUUAUCAUUGUAUUGGUGUUACUAGUACGGUCUAAGCAAGAGAAGAAAGAAGUACCCAGGACCUCCAGCAGUGCAGAGCCAAUGAUGACUCGAGGCCUCAGCAACAAUGACAGUUCAGAGGUCUAACAGACUGAAGACCGAGAGAAAUAGUUGAUAUUUUUAUUUUGCAAGUGCCUCACAUUUUGCUAAAAAAAAAAAAAAGAUCAUCUGAAACAACACAAACUACAAAAGCUUUGAUUCUUUUCAGAAAA